AUGACGACGACGCGGCCCAUCAUGUUUGCCAUGCUGUGCGCCAACAACGUGAACCGCAGCACCGAGGCGCACGACCAUCUGCACGCCACCGGGCUGCGCGUGUGCUCCUUCGGCGCCGGCAAUCGCGUCCGUUUCCCCGGUCCCUCGCGCGACGACCCGCGCAUCUACGAGUUCGCCACACCCUACGCGACCAUGUACCGGGAGCUCCAGGGCGAGAACGGGGAGCUGUUCAAGCGGAACGGAGUGCUGGCCAUGCUCGAGCGAGACAUGCUGACCAAGCCGUGUCCGCAGCGGUGGCAGGACCUCAGUGUGAAGGAGCUCCAGGGACUGGACGUUGUGCUCUGCUUUGACGACCGCAUCUUCGAGAUCGUGCUGGAAGAUCUGCAGCUUCGAGGAGCUGCGGGAGGCCCUGGCGGACCUGGGAACGAGCCCACGACGGCCUGGCGACCGCUCCAUGUGCUCUGUCUGGACACGAAAGACACGCCCGAGCACGCCAAAGUGGGUGGGUCCUUGGCGCUGGAGCUUUGCCAAGCGAUUGACAAGCUGAACAGUCUUGACGACGGCAUCAUGGACGUCAUUCUGGACUUUGAGAGCCGAAAAGACGUGUACUUGCUCUACUCGCUGAUGCACGUGUAG
Peronospora matthiolae is the source of this 636-nucleotide messenger RNA. The record is from the annotation of a GenBank genome assembly. Lineage: Eukaryota; Oomycota; Peronosporomycetes; Peronosporales; Peronosporaceae.